AUGGGAGGAAAGCAAUCGAGGAAGCUGGCAGGAAGAAAAAGUGCAGCCGAGGAGAAUGUGACAUCAUCCGACAAAAUCGGCAAACGUUCUGUGAUGCGCUUUGGUUUCACUGUGCUCAGUUUGGCCUGUCAAGGUAUGAUGGAGCCUCCUGAGGAAUUAUGGGAGCAUACAGAACUGCAAAAGCUCAAUUUAUCCCUAAACUGCAUAUCUUCUUUGCCUUCUUCAUUGGGCAACCUUCAAAAGCUGGUGGUACUUAAUUUGUGGGGUAACCAACUCACUAGUUUACCCGCUGAGAUUGGCCAGCUUAGGAACCUAAAGGUGCUUUUUGCCCAUCGGAACUACUUGACCGAGGUUCCUGAAGAACUCGGCUCCUGUAUCAAGCUUGAGGUUCUGAGUCUGGCAAAUAACCAACUCACAAGUCUCCCAGACAGCCUUUCUGCUCUUACCAAUCUGUGCAAGCUCAACCUGAGCCACAACAACAUAGUUUAUGUCCCACCAUGCGUCUACGCCUUGAAAAAGCUGGUCUUCUUGCAUUUGGCCUGCAACAGACUGGAAAACAUUGCAGAGCAGAUCCAAGUGCUGGUUGAUCUAAAGAUCUUUAUAGUGGAAGGAAAUUGUAUACACACCCUGCCCAAAAUGCUCUGCUGCCUUACCAAGCUAGAACUGCUCAAUGUGGACUACAAUGACAUUCAGAACAUUCCUGCUGAAAUGCACCAACUGAACAGGCUGGAGAAACUUGCUGCUCAUCCGCUGGAUAAAGGACUCCAUAUCCUGCACAAUCCAUUGCUGAAGCCUAUUAAAGAAGUGCUGGAUGGUGGUCUUCAGGCUCUUUAUAUCUACCUCAAGGCUAGUUGAAAUCAUGUGCAAUGAUUAAGAGAGAGCUUGGGUGCAAUUGUUGGACUGUCUUUUGA
Messenger RNA from Trichomycterus rosablanca, 911 nucleotides. RefSeq names its product leucine rich repeat containing 30a (gene lrrc30a). Bases 1 to 855 code for a protein of 284 amino acids. NCBI's taxonomy places the organism in Eukaryota, Metazoa, Chordata, Actinopteri, Siluriformes, Trichomycteridae. Gene Ontology annotation, molecular function: protein binding. The record is from RefSeq and is a predicted model, not a curated record. The transcript has a single exon.